Molecule: messenger RNA, 8740 nt
Organism: Hippoglossus stenolepis (Pacific halibut)
Lineage: Eukaryota; Metazoa; Chordata; Actinopteri; Pleuronectiformes; Pleuronectidae
Product: zinc finger E-box-binding homeobox 1-like
Exons: 8
Coding region: 2339-5677 (1112 amino acids)
Biological process (GO): regulation of transcription by RNA polymerase II; anatomical structure development
Molecular function (GO): RNA polymerase II cis-regulatory region sequence-specific DNA binding; DNA-binding transcription factor activity, RNA polymerase II-specific
Source: RefSeq, a predicted model, not a curated record
GGCCGGCCGCCGGAGCCGACCCUCCCCGCUGAACUCCUCCCGGAGAGUUUGCGGGAGUGAGUUGGGGACGUUUCGGGGAGUUUGCGUGGACUCUCCGCGUCCCGGGGUUGGUGGUGGACCGUUAUACCUGGCUGGCUCCUCCGCCUAGCGGUGCAUGGGGGCCGCCCGGAGGAGUGAACCGUUAUCCGCCCGCUAUAAUAACCCGAGGAGCGCGUCCCCCUUCUCCUCCGCGGUUCUUCUUCAACACUUUUUCUCUCCAUCUUUGUUUCCCCACUUUUCUGCCACUUUCCCACGCAGAGCAACUCUUGGCGGCAGGUUGCGGGGCUUUCUCAUAACAACGUGGCCCGUUCAGCGCAGUUUGUAGUUCUUUUAAGUGGAUGAAUUUUUUUUUUUUUCAGGGCGAGGUUUUUUUUUGUUGCGGGAUUAGUUUUCCCCACUCGGCCCCGGAUGCCUCAGCUUCUCUCUCCCGGUCAGAAUAAUGUAACUUUAGCUGCCCGUGCUCCGCACCGGACGGGGGAACGGGCUGUGGCCGCUUAUCGCAGUGGAUUUGCUGCGUUGGGGGGGUUUGGUUUUAAUGUGGGUGCACCGCUGCUCCGGUGAUGGUCUAAAAGAGAUGGGAUGUUUGUUUUAUCUCCACUUCACCCCUCCCUGCUGCGACUGCCACACCACAUGUUCCCUUUAGUGAAGGUAAGAGUGUUGCUCCUCGGAAAGAACCGUUAUUUUCCACCUUUUGUGCGCGUUUCCUUAUCAUCUGCACCAGUUUGGCUCCUUAAAUGCAGCGUUUUCUGCUCGAUUCCCAUGCAAACUGCGCACAGUGCACAUGUUCGAGGGGCUGCUUGUUGCACAUGUGUGAAAUGCUGCAAACGAAGGAUGUUUUUGGCAUCGCUGCGGAGGCUACAAGGAGAUUUAUGGCUUCUGUUAUCUCGCUCGGUGUUUGUUUUGUCGCGUUAAAUGUGUUAUAAUCCUCUAAUAAGGAGUUUAUCUUCGUGAUUCCAUUAGAAACAUGUCAGAGGUGGUGCGUGUGGGCUGAGGCUACAUGUGUUAUAGAUACAGAUUAUACGAAUAAUACUUGGUUGGUGCAAUAACUUUUAAUUAGGACAAUGUAUUUUCACGUUUGCACCAGUUUGGCUUCGUAAUUUCUUCGUAUUGUCUUUCUCAUCGUGUUUCUUUCCUCUUGAACAUCAUCUAAAUCGCUUUUAUUGCAAAUGUUCGUCUUCUGCUCUGUGCUUCUGUAAAAUCGGGUUUGAAAUGUUGUUGGUUUUUUUUGGGGGGGGGGUCAUUACGAGGAGACACGUGGGCUGGCAUUUCUCUGCUAUCUUGCUCGCUGUUUGUUUGUUUUGUCGUGUUAAAUAUGUGAUAAUCCUCUGAUACGUGGAGUUUAUCUUCAUGAUGCCUUUACAAACAUGAUGUUUGAGUAAAGGUGCGUGUGGGCUGAGACUCAUCCUGGGUCCAUUUGUUAUAGAUAAAGAUUAUAAGAAUAUAACUUGGUCGGUGCAAUAACUUUAAACUAUAGGACAAACCCUCUGGAGGAUGCGUUUUUCCACGUUUGCACCAGUUUAGCUUCGUAAAUCCUGUAUUUUUCCCCGUCUCAUCGUGGUUCUCCCUCUUGACCAUCGUGCAAACUGCGCACCGUGCACAUGUUCGACUGCUGCUCCGUGCACGUGUGAAAUCGGGUGGGAUGUGUUGUCUUUUUGGGGGGGCUUCAUCAUGCUACUUGGUGGUGGUUUGUUUCCCUGGUGCUUUGGGUGUAAUAACCCUUUAACAACGGGAGCUCAUCUCCAUCACACCUCUAUAAACACGGUCCUGUAACAGCUGCACGUGGUCCGGGUCUAUUUUGAAUAUGGAAAAAUAUAACUUUAAACGCAGGGUCGGUGCAGUAACUUUAAAUUUAGCCGAAGCUUUGCAGGGAGAGUCCCCCAUUGGACGCGUUCUUACCUGUGCCCCCUCGUACGUGGCAUCAGCCUAUUAAAAACCAGUAAAUCUGCACAGAUCUACCGCGAUGAGGUGUAUUGCUUGAGCCGAGGGGCUGGAAAGCACCUUACCCCCCCCUUCUCUCUCCUCCUGCUGAUGACGACACGACGGUGACUCUGUGCGUCCGUGCAGGAGCCAUCAUCAUCAUCAUCAUCAUCCUCCUCCUCACCGCCACCAUCAUCAUCCUCAUCAUCAUCAUGUUUACCUGCACGCACGGAUAACGGGAGGGGGGGCUGACAAAUGGCCUGGACAUAAAAAAAAGAAAAGAAACGCAUAAUAACACCUGCGGCUCUCGACCGUGACCGGAACCGCAUCCGCCUCCCGAAGCCUCGGUGUCUGCGGAGGAGCAGAGACGCAGCCGCUCCAGAUGUCAACUUGUGCAGUGACAGACUUCAACAAUGGCUUGGAGGCCAGUUCGGACUCGGACGACGAGGACAAGCUACACAUUGUGGAGGAGGACAGCCUGCAGGAGCCUGAGGUCGCCGCCCCCGCCGCCGCCGCCGCCGAGGGGACUACGCCACAGGACAGCCAUGACGCCGCCGCAACAGUAUUACCCCACAACGGCUCCUGGAAUGGAGUGAAGGAGGAGUAUGUGUCCGAGGAGGAGGAAGAGGAGGCAGCGAAGGAUGCACUAGUGGAGGAGAUUCUCCAGCAGGGAGACACAGCCAUCAUCUACCCUGAAGCCCCUGACGACGAGCAGAGUCCGGUGGAGACAGGAGGCGCCGAUGAAAACGGAACCCCAGACUCCUUCUCCCAGUUGCACACUUGCCCCUACUGCUCCCGGGGCUACAAGCGCAACGCCUCGCUGAAGGAGCACAUCAAGUAUCGCCACGAGACCAGCGAGGACAACUACAGCUGCUCCCACUGCAGCUACACCUUCACCUACCGCUCGCAGCUGGAGAGGCACAUGAGCCACCACCGAGGCUCCAGGGAUCAGCGUCACGUUUCCCAGUCGACAGGAGGAACAGGUGGAACCCGCAAGUUCAAGUGCACCGAAUGUUCCAAGGCCUUCAAAUACAAGCACCACCUGAAGGAGCAUCUGCGCAUUCACAGCGGUGAGAAACCCUAUGAAUGCUCAAACUGCAAGAAGCGCUUCUCCCACUCAGGCUCCUACAGCUCCCACAUCAGCAGUAAGAAGUGUGUGGGUGCUGCACCCCCCAAUGGCGUCACCCGGACGUCGAUCAAACCCCCCCCACCCACCGCCCAGACCACACCUGUCGUAAUCGCCCCGGCCCGCAUCAUCCUUAAAGAGAAGACUGAGAGUAAACCCCUCCAGGAGCAGCUCCCCAUCACCCAGAUCAAGUCUGAACCAGUGGAAUACGCGUGCAAGCCCGUGAUGGCGGCGCCGGCGACUUCCGCUGGUACCAACGGCGUGGUGAACGGAGGGAUCUCUGCGACGGCCGCGGCCCCAGCUACAACCAUUCCUCAGGGUCUGGCUAUGGUCGUGCCAACUGUGGGCCUGAUGUCGCCCAUCAGCAUCAACCUGAGCGAUUUGCAGAACGUGCUCAAGGUUGCGCUGGACGGAAACGUGCUCAGGCAGGUGCUGGGCACGGCAAACGGGGUGGUGACGCAGGGGAAGCAGGGAAUUGUACUCCAGCAGUCACAGCAGCAGAUCAUCAGCCUGCCGGCGUUUGUGGAUCACGACGGCAACACGAAGAUCAUCAUAAACUACAGCAUCAGCCCUGCAGUCGGCGCCACUGCCACUACCCAACCGUUUGUAAUCAAAAACAAUCCCCCUCUCACUGUGACUAGCAUUGCUGCGGCCCCUUCCCCCUCCAUCACCGACAAAGCCUCCACCCCGGAGGCGGCUGAUCUCUCAAUCGUCAAGACGGAGCCAGAGGAUUCAGUGCCCGUCUCAGACGAGGCGGCCUCACGGACAGAAAUGGACAAUUUUGAAACUUCAGACUUUGCUCAGUUGCCAAAAGCCAACAGCACCAGUACAUGUUUACUAUGUGAGGACUGUCCUGACAACCUGGAGGCGCUGCACCUCCUCCAGCAUCGCAAGGCAGCCAACGGGGAGGCAGUCGACUCUGCCGCCCUGGACCCCUCGUUUGCUGCUUUGCUCAACGAGGCAGGGGUGACGCUGGAGGAGCCGCCCGUGGAAGACAUCGUCUCACUCCUCAAGACCUACUUCGCCUCAAACGCCAACCCCAACGUCAAAGAGCUGACAAAGAUCUCAGAGGAUGUAGAUAUUCCCCUGGAUGUGGUCAGGAAGUGGUUUGCCAAAAUGAAAAAAUUGGGCAAAAGCUGCAGUAACACUAGAGCAGCGGUUUCCAAAAGGACUCGGACCAGAAGCUCCCUCUCAGCAGACACUAUGAACCAGAAUGGAGAGGGAGAAGAGGACGACAAGGCCCAGACACAUUCUAGAAGCACUUCUCCUUCAGACUCCACAUUACAAAGCCUCAACAACGGGGGCCUGGUCAUCGUUAAAAGCGAGCCAGAAGACCCCGAUUACCCGGACUCUCAGGCACAGCCCCUGGACCUGUCGCUUCCCAAACACGUCGCGGCAGCAGGGAAAAUCACAAUCAUCAAGCCUCCGGCGAAACAGCAGGAGCAGCCCCUGAACCUGACCUGCCUGAGGAAGGAGCAGCUCGCCGGCCGAACCAUCUACGUCACCACGGCUCAGGGCGGAAACCCGGUGAACAUCGUCUCUGCCGCACAGCUGCCCACGUUGGUGGCCAUUGCUGGUCAGAGCACGGUUCGUUGCAUCAGUGCCAUCAACACAACGACGAAGAGAACCAUCCUCAUCCCCCAGCUCACCUACACCUACGCCACUACGCCCGGCAACGCCUCCGGAGCAAAGACCGUCGUGCUCAACGGCCACAUGGAGGAGAAACGUUUUGACAGCAGCUCAGACGGCUUGUCCACGGUGGAGGAGCCGAACGACUUGGAGUCAGCGGCGAAGAAGCGGCGGCUGGAGAACGGCGUCUACCCCUGUGAUCUCUGCUCCAAGGUCUUCCAGAAGGGCAGCUCCCUGCUCAGGCACAAGUACGAACACACAGGAAAACGGCCUCAUGAGUGCACCAUCUGCAAGAAGGCCUUCAAACACAAGCACCACCUGAUCGAACACACGAGGCUGCACUCGGGGGAGAAACCCUACCAGUGUGACAAGUGCGGCAAGCGUUUCUCCCACUCCGGCUCCUACUCCCAGCACAUGAACCACCGCUACUCCUACUGCAAGAAGGACGGGCCGACCCCCGGCUCUGAUUCGAUGCUGGGCAAGGGCCACUCGGAGCUCGGCAGCCCCGGCACUGGGCCGCAAUCGGACAGCCGGACCACGACCCCGCCCUCCCAACUGGACUCAGAUGAGAGGGAGAGCGAGGAGGACGACGACGAAGACGACGAGGCCAUGUGCAUGGACGACAUCAGGGUCGUGCAGGUGGACGACGGCGAGUGCGAGAUCUACGAGGGUAACUUCGAUGAUGAUGACGAGGAGGACGGGGAUGAGAUGGCAGACGAAGAGACUCUGAGGGAGGAGGAGGCGCUGAGACAAAAGGAGAAGGAGUUUGUGUGCGACGUGGUGGAGGUCGAGCUGGGGGACGAAGACAUGGAGGACGAAGAGAUGGAGGAAGGAGCCGAGGAGGAACAGGAAGCUGCUGGCGUGGAAACGGAAGACUGUGAAGCAAAUACGGACAAAAGCAUCAGGGAGGGGUCUGACGGCAUCGAACCCACGGAGGAAGGAGAGGUGGUGACAAACGCCAAAUAAAAAAAGGAAGCGAAUUCUCUUUGGGACAGUUGGAAUGUGUCGAUCAUAGAAGACGAGUUAAGACAAAGCCGCACCUUGCCAUCAGAAGGACAGACUUGGCGGUUGCCUGAUUUUAACGGUCCACCACUGUGUACAAAAACCCAGGUGUGCCUGAACUUGAAAGAAAAACAGAAAAAAUAACAAAACAGUGACUUUUUUUUUCUUUCUUUUCUUGUGAAAAUUAACUAUCAGUGUUAAAAAAUUGUUUAUAGAAGUACAGAUUUUAAAGCGCGAAACUCACCCAUCAACUUGUUAGACUUGUUACUGAGACAUCCCAGGUUGUUUUGUCCGUCUGUUUUGUUUUUAUUUGGUCAGUGUUACUAAUCUUGUUCUUGUUUUGAAACGUUUUAACCUGUAAAGAUGAGAAAGAUUUCUAUACCUUUUUAUUGCCAAUGAAGUUUCCUAAAUCAGUAUUUUAUUGAGUUCUACGAACAAAAACCUGCACUACAGUAUUCCUGGUUUACCUAUGGAUACAUGCCUCAUGCAUUGUAUGCCCUUCAGUGUUAUAUAUGUUCACUAGCUCGCGAGAUGUCGAUCGUGUUAGUGUUAGUCUUUGCUAGCUAGCGUUACUUUUUGUUUUCAGUUUGACUGUUAGCCUUAAGGAAAACAAAGUAUUCUUGGGGAGGGGCGUGGGCGGGGGAUGGGGAGUCUGGGAUGAGAACGUGGCUUCUGAACGCCAUAACCAAAUUAGUCCUAUCAGGGAAGGUAGAGUCACAACCUCAAAAGCCAGCAUCGGGCACCUGUGUUUCACAACCCGGCGCGGCCCGGGCGAGUGGAGUCCAGGUGGAGACCCCACCCGCUCGGCUUCACCCGUGGUUCCAAAACGCACGAACCCGAGCUUCUCCUUAUUUUUGGGCUUAAGUUGUCAGUCAGUGUUUGUGUGUUGUUGAUGUGUCCGUCAUACUGUACGUGAAGGAUCAGGGCUCUUUCCUGCUCCACCCCAAUGCCUCCAGCCUUAUGCAAGACCUGUGUGCUGUUAAAAGUGCCAUUGAACAGUGUUAUCGUUUCUUCUUCUCACAUGUAGCCAGUAUUAAGUCCCUUUGUUACUUCAGCAAGACCCAUAUUAACUAAUGUUUGUUGACCUCGCACAGAACAACACAUCUAGGUCACUGUCCUUUAAGAAAAUAGUUCCUGUGAAAGUGAUGCAAGUAACGUUUGGAGGCCUUGAACACUAUUUGAACCGCACCUGAAGGGCGGGGAGAAGUUUUAUGGUGGCAAGUAAUUUUUGUUUUUGUUGUUGCUUUAUUAUCGGUGUAGUAUCGGUAUUAUUUUGCUUAUUAACAAUUAAUAGUUUUGUUUGAAAAUGUGAGAAAAUAGUGGAAAAGUGCACGUUAUUAAAAUCCAAAGAUAUAAACUUUAUAAUGAUAUAAAACAGAGAAACGUGGAAUAGGUGGAGGUUUAAAUGAAUCAGUUUAACAAAAAAAAAAAGACUAAUCAAUUCAUUAUUAGAACUAGUUUUUCCAAUGUGAGUAAAAACCGAAGCAACUGUUUCACUCGGUAGAAAACAUGCAACACACAUUCCCCUAAAUAUGCGAUAGAAUAAAUCCUGAGUCAGAUUUUGUUUUUUUAUUAAGAUCCAUGAAUUAAAGUGAAAACAAUUCCUUAAUCAACAAUAACCCAAAAUGUGAUGGGUUCUUCUUUUGGUCCAUGUCCCAUCCUUCCAAGUUUCAAGAAGAAAGUUUCAGUAGUUCAGUCGCCAAUUAAUCAAUUAUCAAAACAGCCGUGGAUUUAAACUGCAGAUUCGAUCUGAAAGUGAUUCGUGUGUUUUCUCUCUACAAAGUUUAAUCUACGUCAAAUGAUACUUAGGCUCCUUAAACCCAUUAAUGCAAAAUCUGUUAGACUUGAUAAUGUGUUCAAACCAGUUUUAGUUUUAUUGUCGUUGUUGCCAAACAGAAUCAAACAUCUAAUUAGUUUAAACUAAAAGAUUUUUAAGCAGAAAUAACAAGUGGUAACUGUUGGAAUUCAGAAAUCAGAAACAAACCCUGAGAAUCUGAUGUUAACAAGUUUUUAAUAAUGCAAUUUAAUGUGUUGCGAAGUGCGUAAUAAACAGACAGUGCUGUUGUUGCAGAUUGAAGCGUUUGCCUGAUCGAGCAGGAAGUUCACUCCACCACGUCGACUCAGACUUUAAGGUUUGAAGUUUAGUUUUUCUCGUGAGACGUGCACUUGUUUUUCAGCAGAGUUUAAGAAAAAGUUGUUUCCGAGCUGCCCCCCACACUUCAGGUGACAAACGUUAGCGAAUGUGGCGUCAAAGUGUUUUCACCUGGUUUUACUGAACAGUAUUAUUUUUGAGUCUGUUUUUCUUUUUUGGUUCAUGUUUCUGUCCAUUCCCCCCCCCCCCCACCCAACAAUGGCAGUAUUAGAACCCUUUUCACAGAAAUAUACCUGUUUAGUUUCUAGCAGACUUUUUUAUAUUUAUGUCUCUUAUUUUUAUAUUUUCUUUUAUGGUUAUUUAUUACACAUUGUAGUGUACAUUACUGUAGUUUGAAUUGAUACAAUAAUAUAUUUUAGUAUGAAAAAUAAUCUCACGACAAACUAAAAAUUCCCAAAAAAAUGUGGUUCUGGGAGCUGAAGUUUGUUUUAACAAAAACGUUUUAAAAAAAAUUAAUAAAUAAAAAAUAACAUGUAUUCUGUAAACAUCUGUUUUAAGCUGAAAAUGAAAAAAGACAGGAAUGAGAAAUAGAAUCUGUUACAUGUGCAUCCGCUCUCUGCGUCGUUAUGAAGCUACUGAAUUCUUAACCUCUGUGAUUUUAAAAGCAUGAGUCGUCGCUGUUUUAAUGAAGGAUCUUGCUAUGAAGACGUUGCUCCUCACUUUUUUUUUUUUUAUUAUUUGGAAGCCAAACUUAGACUCAUCCCGCCGCCCUGUUUUCUGUUCUGUGCCAACUCGCUCCAUCGUACUGUCGAAGGCUGCAUAUUGUUUGUCCUCUACACGCCCUUUGUAAAUCCACUGUCUCUUUUUUGUAUUGUUUUUACUUUAGUUUUGCUCCAUUUUUAUGACUCCCCAUCACAAUAAAAUAUAAGAAAGCA